GCAUAUACUCAACGUCAGUGACACAAACCCUUUCUGAUGGCGAAUUAUUAAUAUUAUCUUAUAACUGCCUAUUGGCUAUAUCUGCCAUUGUAUUGGUUGGUGGAGCAUAUGUGUUGACCUCAUGCGGGUGGUAGCUGGAGGGAGAAUCUGAGGAGGCUCUCAAGGCUGCAUGACACGCUCUGCGGCCAAUUGGCCGUGCUGACCAUGCAAUUGGUGGUGAUGCCUUACACUUACAUCACGUCUGCAGAAACGGCGGUCUGGCAGGUGGUGGCGCUCACGGAGGGCUUUUUAUGGUCAGUGUGCCUAUUGUUGCCUAACCCGUGUGACGUACAUUUCACUGUGGCUGGAUUUGAUCGUAUUCUGUAUGGCGUUUACACGCAUUGACAUGCGCGACUUCGGUCGAUGUUUGUGCUUACGCACUAUCAAGGGGCCAAGUCCUCUUUUACUGGUUCGCCAGUUAUUUUGCUGUGGACUACGGUCCAGUUCCCAACUUUGCGUACCCUUCGGGGGGAGCGCAUUAAAAUGGUUGGCGCUCACCGUGCGCGGCGUGUGUGGGGCCGUGUACCUCCUCCACAUUUUUUUUAAAAUGUGGGAGAGCGAAGCCCUUGUAACUGGUAUUUGAUAUAAAUAUUGUGAGCCUUUUCCAAGCGGGAAGGGAUUAAUUAAUAAGGAAUUGACUGUUGUGAACCAGAUACAAGUGGAAUAGGGACAAUUUAUUGUUCUUAACCUUUUUGAGCUCUGUCUUCGUGAACGGGGUUCUUUAGCUUAUAAGACUCUACCAACAGCUUUCGAUUGCUCUCGUGAAUAUUCAUUCUUCCAAGAUACACCUAAAAGAACUAAGUUACUAUACAAACACAACGUAAAAAAGGGUCCUAACUAAGACGAUCACGCCAUAAAUUUAUUAAACGGCCUAUAUUUAAACCUUUAGAAAGAUCAAGUUAUACUGGUCACGUAAAUUAGAUAUAUUUAUAUAUCUUACAGAUAUAGAUUCUAAAGAAAUACAAGUAUAAGUGGAUAUAUAGUAGAAGAGAAAAAAGAUGGGGGGGGGGGGGUUCGUUACAACGGGUUGAUCAUGUCUUUGAUGUCAAUUAAGCGUCUGUAGUCGACGACCAUACGAUAUUUUUGCUCUCCGGUUGCAUCGUUUUUUUUUGGUCCUAAGUACACUGGAGCUUUCCACGGAGAAUGCGAUUCUUGGAUAACAUUAUCCUUUUAUAUAUUUGUCUAUUUAUUUCUUCUAUUUGUGUUGGGGCCUGUCUGUAUGGUUUAACAAAGAUUGGAUUUUCAUUCUUGAUGCAAAUUUUUACAUAUUCUAUAAAUUUCCUCACCUUCUUCGUCGUAAGUAUGAACCAAUUUGAGUUCAUUUAAUUGUUUUUCAAGUAUUUUGUCGUCAGUUUUUUGUCUGUCACAAUUGUAGUAAAAUGAAGGUCACAUUCAGAAACUAAAUAAUUUGAUACUUGUAGGGGUUAAUUAACUGUAAGAAUCACUCGUUUUUAACACUUCCUCAUUUGGUAAAUUAAAACUCGCCAAAAUAUAAUUUAUAUGGAGGGUAAUAAUUUGGGGGUGGAUAUCUUCCCAUAACAUACUGAUUACAAUUUUGAUAACCAUGAUGAAAAGGGAUGGCUGCUGAUGUUGAUAUCCUGGGUAGGGUUGGUUCUGUGACUGGUGCUCUUGCCCGAUUAAUUGUGACAUAAGAUAUUCUGUGUGCAACUUGAUGCUGUAUGCGACUAGUUAUAGUAAGUCCUAUGCGGCGGUGGUGGUAGUAUACAUAUUUGAUAUGAAGUGUAAGGUGCUGAAGGAGCCGUUGUUUGAGGAGGAGGAGGUGGAGGAGGGGGAUGUUGGAUUGGUAUGAAGGCAUUACUGCCAUCAUUGGUAUUGUUGGUGAUAGUCUCUACAUUUGUUGAAGCUGACAUGCAGCGUGGUGUUGAGCAAAUACUCGAGGUAUUUGGCCAGUGGUAAGGAAUAGAUUUUCAUCUUCCCACGUUGUACGAAAAUAAGUGCAGUUCUCUUGUACAGCCACUUCUAUUCCGAUAGUCGUGGCAAUUUUUUUAAUUUUCUUUUAGUUCUUUAACGUCAAGUUCAUAACGAAAUUUACAUUUUGCCUUUUGAACAUGUCCCCCAUACAUACUUACGACAUAUUUACGUAGGUUGGUUACUGGUUUGCUUCUUUUCUGUUUCGGUAUGCGAUUCAGAUAGCGGCCGAGGCUAUGUGGAGAUGUUUCUCGAACUCUACGUUAAAUGGGGUGUCUGUAUCGCUAUGGCCAAAAUUACCUCAAAUGGGGUAAGGCCUGUAGUUGAGUAUAUAGCAUGACUAUAUGCGAUAACUGUGUACGUAAUUAUUGACGAGGCAUUAGUGCACUUUUGUUCAUUUUUUGCUAAAAGUGAAAAUACACGGUUCAAUCAAAUUGAAUCACUUUGCUUGAAUGGAGCAGAAAUGAAAGGAAUGCUGUUUACACGGUAUCUGGAAAAUGAACUGUUCAAAACAUUUUCUUCGAAAGAUGUCGUCGAAUGAGGUCGUACGUUUAGGAGUUGCAAUAAUAUGUGAUCAUAUAAUAAAAGAAUUAUCGAAAAAGAAGCUAAUGAAACGCCGUCGUUGGUGGGUGCGAUCAUGGGUAUUAAUUAAGAAGGCAAGCCUUAGGAGCGUCAUACCGUCUAUUGAGAGAACUGGCAGAAGAGGAUCCAGAUGCAUACCUCAAUCAUCUUCGCAUGAAUGAAGCAAAAUUUGAUGAACUUCUUACAAUGGUUACACCGUUAAUUCAGAAAGAAAAUACUAUGAUGAGGGAUGCUUUGCCCGCAAGAGUGAAAUUGCAAAUCAUUCUCAGACAUCUUGCUACUGGGGAUUGUUUUGGAUCAUUGGAAGCAUUAUACAGAGUACCGAGAUGCUCAAUAUCAUCUUUUUUCGAAGCAGUGUGUGAAGCGAUAUGGAUAGUACUACGAGAUUUUAUUAAGGUUCCACAAAGCGAAAGUGAAUGGAGAAAGAUAAUGAAUAGUUUUUCCAAGAUGUGGAAUUUUCCAAACUGCUGUGGAGCCAUGGAUAGAAAGCUAGUAAAGAUAAGAUGCCCGCCAAAUAGUGCUUCUGAGUAUUUUUAUUACAAAAAAAAUUUCAGUAUUAUUU
Parnassius mnemosyne (clouded apollo) is the source of this 3112-nucleotide messenger RNA. The record is from the annotation of a GenBank genome assembly. NCBI's taxonomy places the organism in Eukaryota, Metazoa, Arthropoda, Insecta, Lepidoptera, Papilionidae.